Messenger RNA from Cherax quadricarinatus, 1980 nucleotides. The record is from RefSeq and is a predicted model, not a curated record. NCBI's taxonomy places the organism in Eukaryota, Metazoa, Arthropoda, Malacostraca, Decapoda, Parastacidae.
UUCAGUGUUACUCUGGCAGUACUGAGAGGAGGUAGGUGCUGCGCCCACCACCACCAGGCUCGGUGCUGUGCGCAAGUUGCCACAUUACUUACUGGCAACAAAUGAGAUUUCUGCAUUUUUACCAACCAUAUAUCUCGUAUUAACUCUGCCAUCGUGCAUACCCGUGUUAAACUUGAGCAAGUUCGUGCGGUGUAAACAAAAUAAGUGACAGACAUCAGCUGAUAAAGGUGGAGUGUCAUGUGUGAAGGAGUAGUGAUGCAGCGAGCGUGGGUGGUGAUGACGGUGGUGCUGCUGGUGACCGCGUCUGUGGCCGUCCCUCUACACGACACCAAAAUUCAAAACAAGGAGUCAUAUGAGGGUCAGAGUGGCGUGGACGAGGAGGUCCGUCAACUUCUGGACCUGAAGAGCCUGCCUGCCCAACGUGAUUUAGGUCCUCUGAAGAGUCAGAGAAAAGCUGACAAAGAUGGUGUUGUUGCUGUAGCUAACAACAACGUCGCUGCUUCUGCUGCUGCUGCUUCUGCUGCUUCUGCUGCUGCUACUGCUGCUGCUGUUGAAGCUUCUGCUAGGCCCCAGGAAGUGAUGUCCGAGGGAGAGUCGCUACAUGAGAGCACCAGCGUGGUGGAUCCUCACCAGGAACCAGGUCACCUUCCCCACACUCACCAUCAGAACCCGCUUGUGCGGUACACGCCACUGGACCUGGCGCUGUAUGUGUACAAGACGGGAGAUGAGGACGGAGUCACUCUGGCUAUCCAGGAGCUGAUCGUUCAAGGUUUGAUGACAGCUGAGGACGCUCUUAGCUAUCUGCAAGACAUCCGUGACUACCUCCACUACUUCAACCAGCAGGACGACCACCAUGACAAGGAUUCUCAGAGUGACUUUAAGAUUAUGUCGAAGAAGAACAGGAAACCUAUCUCCCUGACGGAGAUGAACGUAGGGUAUCCCGAGGGGAUGCUGACACCUGAGCUGGACUAUGAGAGUAUUCCAGGGAAGCUGAAGAAUGAGGACUACAUGUUAACAGAGUAUUCCCUCGAGGAAAUUAUCUACCAGCUAGCUAAGAUUCUCUUCAAGCAGGCCAUGCACGGAGAUGGAGAUUUUGGAUCUGAGAAAGCGCUGCGGGUAGUGACCCUGCUGGAGAAGGAGGCAGCCCGGGGAGCCAUCACGCCAGAAGUGGAGAAGAAGGUCCUUGACGUUAUGGCGAGUUCUUUGGUCGACAGCUUCAGCGAAAAAGAGUUUCAAGCGGCUCUUGGUUCCAUGGCUGGUGAAUCGUACUUCAAACCAUCCAGUGAGAGCUCUUUGGCCUUAGGAAGGUCAUCUGUGACUUCUGGUUCAAGUUUCAAGCCUUCCAGUGGAAUGUUUCAACUUUCACUGGCAACGAAGAAGAGGGAAGCUCCAGAUGACAAGAAGACAGUGACAGAGAAGAAAGACUAAAAAAAUAAUGGAGCAGGAGAAUAGGGAGGAAGACACACACACAGACACGCACACACACACACACAUACACAUACACAUACACACACACAUACACAUACACAUACACACACACAUUUUCGUGUACCGCUUUUCCCAUGUAUUUUUAUCAGUUUGCUUUGUUCUUCAUUAUAUACCAAGAACUUAGGAAGAUCAGGAUGAGUGGAAAUUUCACUUUCUAACAUAUAAACAUGUGAGAAAGGUCAAAUGGUUACCUAGUUCGGAUGACUUCCAUUAGCAUUGCCUUAACUAUCAAUAAAAUUUCAUAUGGAAUGAAAUGCAAUUGAAGCAAGAGUUUCCAGAUGUUAAAGGUGUGAUAAUUUACAUAUUUUAGCUGAAAAAUUUAAGCAUAUCUGAAAAUGCUUAACACCUCUCUGAAUCGUCGAAAUAUGCCAGUCUUAGGUACGUUGGGAUAGGAAGGGUUCUUCCGGGGAGAGGAAGGGUUCUUCCUGGGCUAGGAAGGGUUCUUCCUGGGAGAGGAAGGGUUCUUCCUGGGCUAGGAAGGGUUCUUCCUGG